Gastrolobium bilobum is the source of this 982-nucleotide messenger RNA. Its product is annotated as PHD finger-containing protein 1-like. The annotation marks the transcript as partial. The transcript has 5 exons. Lineage: Eukaryota; Viridiplantae; Streptophyta; Magnoliopsida; Fabales; Fabaceae. The record is from RefSeq and is a predicted model, not a curated record.
UGUGGGCACUUGUUUCAGGUAACUGUUUGUCUUACUUGUGGCGAUGAGGGCUUUCCGGAGUUGUUGGAUUUUUGUGAAACGUGUCAGGUUUAUGCAGUGCAUAGGUAUUGUUUAGAUGGGCCUGUGGAUUAUACUGGUGAAGUCACCUGGUUCUGUGAAGAUUGUGAUGCAAAGGUAGUAGACACAUCUUCUCAUGAUCAAAGUAAAGCCAGAAUAGAGGUAACAAAUUGCAUGAAGAAAGUAAGGAAAAACAAGCAACAACAAAAAGCUGAUUCUAGUGAGGGGCAUGUGACUGUUACUGAACCACAGCCUAUUGCUGAUCCAGUGUGGAGGGGAAGCUUGUACUUCUGCGAUCAAAGUAUUGAUAUUUUCAAUGGACUUCUGGCCCAUUUGUCCAAUUUAGCAUGCCCCCAAGUCCAAGAGGAAGCAAGACUUCUCCCUGAGGUGCUUCGUGUGGACUUGCUUGAAAGAUCUGAAGUAUGGCCAAAGUAUUUCAAGGAAAGUGGACCAAAUGAGGAGAGCAUUGCUCUUUAUUUCUUUCCUGAGAAUGAAUGCAAUGAGAGGGCCUUUGACGAGCUGGUUGAUGAGAUUAUUUACCAUGACCUUAUCAUAAAAGCUGUGGUUAAAAAUGGAGAGCUUUUAGUUUUUCCUUCUACAGUGCUCCCAAUGAAACAAAGGAGAUUUCAAGCAAAGUAUUACUUGUGGGGACUCUUCAGAGAAAAGCAAACUUCUCCUAAGUCUAAAACUUGUCAUAACCAUAGUUCCUCUAAUACUUUUUAGGCCUAGUGGUGUGGUUCUGUUUCCAAUGCACGGUGGUACUCCUGUUUCCCUAGCCAUUGAAUUCAUUAAUAUGUAUCUAUUUAGUUUUACCGAACGUUUUUGAGAAAAUAUGGUAGCAUGUUGAGAAUUUUGGACUAGAGAGGAUAUGAUCGAUGGCCCUGGUUAACAUUUUUGCUCCUGCAUUAUUUGUGAUGACAAGAGA